Molecule: messenger RNA, 3818 nt
Organism: Myxocyprinus asiaticus (Chinese sucker)
Lineage: Eukaryota; Metazoa; Chordata; Actinopteri; Cypriniformes; Catostomidae
Product: hepatic leukemia factor-like
Exons: 4
Coding region: 201-1076 (291 amino acids)
Biological process (GO): regulation of transcription by RNA polymerase II
Cellular component (GO): nucleus
Molecular function (GO): DNA-binding transcription factor activity, RNA polymerase II-specific; RNA polymerase II cis-regulatory region sequence-specific DNA binding
Source: RefSeq, a predicted model, not a curated record
GAAUCAGUUGCGCUUUUGCGCUCCAGCCAGUCGAGCUCACGGACGCGCGAGACCAUCCACCCGCUCACCGGUGACUGCGCACGGGCUGAGGACUCUAUCCCGACGGUGUAUUGCUGGAUUUUAGAAUUUUUAUAAAUUGGCUUUUUUUUUUUUUUUCCCUCACUUCACUUUUCCAGUAUAAUUGACUUCUCUUUUGCGCGAUGCAGAAGAUGUCUCGACCUCUUUCUAUAAACUCAACUUUCCUACCUCCGACCCACGGCGUCCUCAAAUCCCUGCUGGAGAACCCCAUGAAACUGCCCUUUCACCAUGAUGAAGGUUUUGGGAAAGAGAAAGAAAAAGAGAAGAAAUUGGAAGAGGAUGGAAACAGUCUCAACACCCCUCAGUCCGCCUUCUUGGGGCCGACUUUGUGGGAUAAGACCCUGCCGUACGAUGGCGAUAACUUACAACUGGAGUACAUGGAUUUAGAGGAGUUCCUGUCGGAGAACGGAAUUCCUGCCAACCCUCACAGCGAGCAGAGCCAACCUUCCCAACAGCCCCCCUCGGCCCCGGCCACACCCUCCGUGGUGGAUCUCAGUAACCGGGCAACCACAUCGGUUCACUCCGGGAUAGUCACAGAAAACUGCCUUCAGAGCCCAAACAGAGCAGCUCUUCCCACUUCACGUGACACACCCAGUCCGAUAGAUCCAGACUCGAUCCAGGUUCCGGUCGGGUACGAGCCCGACCCCGCUGACCUCGCCCUCUCCAGCGUCCCGGGUCAAGAGAUCUUUGACCCUCGCAAGCGCAAAUUCAGCGCAGAGGAGCUAAAACCGCAGCCCAUGAUCAAGAAGGCACGCAAGAUCUUCAUUCCAGAAGACUUGAAGGAUGACAAAUACUGGGCCCGCCGCAGAAAGAAUAACGUUGCGGCAAAGCGCUCCCGGGAUGCUCGCCGGCUGAAGGAGAACCAGAUCGCCAUCCGUGCAGGAUUCCUGGAGAAAGAGAACACAGCGCUCAGACUGGAAGUGGCCGACCUGCGGAAGGAGCUCGGCCGCUGUAAGAACAUUAUGGCCAAAUACGAGGCGCGGCACGGCCCUCUGUGAGCCACCCCCCACUGCCACCACCCUGACAAAACCCGCCCACUUUCUUAGGAAUAGCCCCACCCACAACCAUCCCCCAGGGACUUCUGUGCACCUCAUAAAGGUGGCCAAUGUCUCCUCUCUCUCUCUCUCUACGAAACCUGUUUUGAUUUUAGUCGAAAUCUUUAGUUGAUGAUUUAUUUUAAAUUUGUGUAUUAGUGUCUGUCUUUUUCCUCUUAUGUACAUGUCCCUGUAUUCCACGCAGUAUGUAUCUCGCUUUUUCUUUGUUCGUUUGUUUGUUCCUUCACCAACGAUGGAUCGUUUCUUUCGGAAAUGAUUCUACAUGUCGUUUUAUACACCUGUAAUAUGGACUGAGAACUGAUAAAUAUUCUCCUCGCUACUCACCCUCUUGUCUGUCAAUCAUACGCUCGGCCCAUCCCUCUUUUCCCAGAGGCUCCGCCCACUUACAGUUGCGCAUGCUUUCUUCUUUAUUUGACAGAAGUUUAUUUUGUGUAAAUUAAUGUAAUUUUAGUUGAAUAGCUGUACACACCUUCAUUUUUCUUUCUUUUAAGUGUGUAUAACACUAGCUAGUGCCAGGGCGUGAUGUUUGUUUUAGUUUUUCCCAUUAUUUGUGUAUAGUUUUUUGUCUGUUUUGUUUCUAUUGUCACUUUUAAACCAACACCAGCGUUGUUUUUUUGUCUUUACUACAUUGUCCAUGGAGCAAUAAGCCUAAUUCACUUCAGAGGGCAAAAAUGUAUGAAAUGUAAGCUAGAUUCUUUUCCUCUAAAAGUUCCUGUUUGAAAAGCCUGUUUCAUAGCGCCAUCACGUACAUCAUUUUUGCUGUACUGCGGACACUUUCCCUCCAAAAUGCUGAAUCCAUUUUGUCUCAACCUGUCUCGCUCUAACCCCCUGCACUAAUGCGUGUUUCACAAUCUGAGCUGGUGCAAUGUUUCUAUAGUACCUACACUAUAAUCUGCUUGAUGGAUGUUUAUUUUAUUUUAUUUUUUUCAGAAAUAUUCAGCUGUUAAUUACUACUAUUGUUAUAGCUGUUCUUAUUGUUAUGGCUGUAUAGUAAUUUUCCUGAUCAUUUAUUGUUUUAAUGGAUAUUUCAGCAUGAAUAUUGUUUCAGAAUUGUGGCCUCAAGUUAAUUGUAAAUGGCUAUUUUUUUUAUUUUUAUUUUUAUUUUUUUUUAAGGACGAUUAUUCAAUCCUCUGUUUUAUUUUUUAUUUAAUUUUUUUUUAUUUUUUUGUUUUAUUUUUUUUUACCUAAAGCAUGUUUUUCUCUUUUUUUUUCAUUUGUUUUUAAGUCAGUACAAAUAGAUAUUUGUAGUGAUUGCGUGUUCGGCUGUAUGACUGCAGUGGAUGUGUUUGAGGCGUUUGUUUAGCAGGUGUUGUCUCAAAUACUGUGGUUGAAACCCAAUCAGUUUGUUUACUGCAGACCAAAAGAUACGGCACACAGAAGAUUUAUUGAUAAAACAGAGUUUUAAUGUUAUAUAUAUAUAUAUAUAUAUAUACACACUAUAAGUUGCUUUUUUGUACAGUAUUUUUCCUAUGUGAUACUGUCUGAAUAUUUUCAAGGCACAACAAAUCCAUAGUAGUACAAGAGAAAUAUAUGAUAUUAUAUAGCUAUAUAUCUAUUAUUCAGAACUAUUUGACUUAGUGUUUUGAUAUAUUAUGAGGUAUAUAACAGGGAUUGUUAUUCAGAAAAGUGAAACCCACGAUCUUAUCUGGGCAUUAAAAACCUUCUGCAUCCUUGUAUUCAAAUAGCCUUUAGUGUUCUGUCUCAGGGAACGUUAGCAUCUGGACCUCACAAUAAAAUCUUUUUUUUCCUGUGCAUUAAUACUAUUUCUCCAAAUGGAAGGAGCUGCAAUACCUCCUUUGACCACACGAGUCAGUAUAACUCGCACGUAAUGUUUUUAAUGAGUUUUAAUGAGUAUUGCUAUUGGUUCUUUGAAUGGAAAUCUAAAGGCUAUAUACUUUCUUGUUGAGUGUUGUUAAAGAAUGUUUAGUAAGGCUGCUUCUUAAGCUUUGCUUGGUUUGAAUGUUAAAAGUCUUGUUGUCAAUGGAGUCACCGGCUACGUUCGGACUAGCAUACUAGCGUACAACUUGUACGUUAUCUGCAGUGUGUAGUAGGUACUGUGCACAGUACAUUUUUUGUGUCAAAAACCUGCACAUUGAGGUUUGAAAGUUAAGACAUUUUUUACAGAUUAAAAAUGCAAAUUAUUCACUUUUAGUAAACUAGACAUCUCACUCAAGUAUACAUGCAACAUAGUGAGGUCAUGUGGUAACCAUGUAGUAUACUACUUUUUGAAAUGCCUCAAAUGUUAUUUCUAAAAAUAGUAUACGGAAUACAGUGCAUACUGCGCAGUAUUCAGCAAGUAGUAAGCUAGUGUUCUGAGUAAUUACUGGUUGUAGAAAAUCUUCUGGUUCAAAAUCAGUUUUUCUCUGUCUGUUAUAUUUAGUUUUCGCUGUAUCCACUGGUGACUUCAUUGACAACGAUAAAAGUCUCUGUCUGCCCUAGUUCAGCCCAAGUUAACGUGUUUAUAAUUGUGUUUUUGUUGAGGAUAGAUUGGGCAGAAAUGGCGCUGAUUUGUUUUUGUCCUGUGUUCUUUUUCAUUUCCCUUUAUUUUCUUGUUUGUUUGUUUGUCGCAUAAAUGCAGAUGUGAAGACUGUAGCGCGAGCUGUGCGUGCAUAAAGCCCUGUAUAGUUCACAUGCUGACUGUUUUCUGUCUGUACAAAACUCAAAUAAAUCCAGGAUUAAGCCAAA